UAUAAUACGAUACGAAUGACAUUGACAGACUCACAACAACGAAAUAGAAUUUCGACUCGAAUUUCUAUUUCAUUAAUCCAUUAUUCCUUGUUUAUAUACUCUUUGUAAUUGUAAUCCAUUUAAUAAUACGCAAACGAAAUUUUGGGAUUAUAUUUUUUGGAUACUUAAUCAAUUUCAUGACAAGAAAUAAAACGCAAUAUCUUCAUGAUCACUUGAAAAGUUUUUCAUAGUUAUGAAGAAAAUAAACAAGAAAAUACCUGGUAUUCUCCCGCCUCCUCCUAAAACUGAAAUUGAUGGUAAAAUCGUUGAUUUAUCAUCUAAAACCAUACAAGAAUUGCAAGAACUUAGCAACAGACAGUUAAAACUCCUUAACAAUAAAUCUUUCAUAAACAAAUUACCAGAUAAAGGAGCUAAGAUACAGUCAUUUUAUGAUAAAAUAGUCAAUACUUUGAAAGAAAAGAAAGAAGAAGAGCAGACAUGCCGAUUGUUUAGUGGUAUGAAACUUGCUCUUGAUAAUGUGGCUGUAGAGAAUGUUGAAUGGGAAGGGAAAUUAGCAAAUAAGAAUGAUGAAUAUCUAGAUUCUGAUGAUGAUAGUGAACCAGAGGAUGUAUUACACAUUCUUAGUCAAAGCACAUCUCUUGAAAAGAAAGUAAAGGUUUUAGAGCCUGAGAAAUCCAUAAUAACACCAACAGACUUGGCAGAUAUACCACAUGUAAAAUAUUUGGUUGACAAAGCUGAGCACAAUGUGAAAUUAAAACCUGUGGGACAGUUCAAACCAUACAAAACAACAAAAUCAGAUGUACAUAAUCCUGAAAAAGAGAUCCAUAGGAAAAAGCAUAAAAACUGGGAGGUUACUGCUGCUACUCCACCGCCAAUUGUGCAUGGUCCAGCAAAAUUAUUGUCCUUAGAGGAAUCAUUAAUACUCCAAAAGUCAUAUAAUGCUCAUUUGAAAGAGAUUGAAGCACAACAUGCUGCUGAGAAAUUGCUAGCUCGAACUGACAUUAAAAUAGGUAAUUUACCCGAGGACACCUCUAAGUUUGGGAAGUAUCGAGAGGCAGAUAGUGAUGAUUCAGAUGUGUCGGACAUUGAGGGCAGUGAUAAGGAAGUUCAUGAUGAGGAACCAGAAAGAGGUGGAGUAGUUUUUACUGUUAUGAAAUAAUAUCAACAUAACAAGACUGUUAUAUGUGAUAGAUCUUUUUAACAUUUGAAGUUCAAAUUAUUUUUGGAUUUCAUUUUGUUAGGUUCUUUCUUUAUCAUGAAGGUGGGACAUAAGCAUACAACCUAACUGGUGUUAAAAUGUCACUGUAGUCUAUGAAUACCUACACCAAUAGGUGUGUCACAUGUACGUAGCCAACCCCAAUGUUACAAGAAUAUUAUACUUUUAAAUUAAUAUAUUUUAUCUAAUGUUCAAUUUAUAUAAUAUAUCUUAUCUAUUAUUAUUAAUUUAUGAAAAAGUUAUCCCUUAACCAAAAAUCCAAUAAAUAGUAAUUUUUAUUUAGUGAUCACUUUCAUGAUAUAUUAUGGACUUUAUUUCAUAAAUUCACCUCAAUUUGUCAAUCGACAAUAUAAAAAUAUAUAAAUUGAGAAUUACCCCUUUUUUGAUAUUUGUAAUGAAGUUGUGUAGUUUAUAAUACAUGUGUACAUAUAAAAAAUAUUAUGGAUAUAAUAAUUAUAGUCCAUAAUUUAUUGAACUAUAGAAAAUGUGAUUUUAAA
Molecule: messenger RNA, 1713 nt
Organism: Galleria mellonella (greater wax moth)
Lineage: Eukaryota; Metazoa; Arthropoda; Insecta; Lepidoptera; Pyralidae
Gene: Polr2M
Exons: 1
Coding region: 233-1159 (308 amino acids)
Biological process (GO): transcription elongation by RNA polymerase II
Cellular component (GO): nucleus
Molecular function (GO): transcription elongation factor activity
Source: RefSeq, a predicted model, not a curated record